AAACCACCAAUGGCUUCACAGUAUUCACAUGAAGCACUGACAUAGGGCAAUGACUAAACAAAUCCUCCACAGGCAGAGAGAAUGAGUAAACCAUUGUUUUAUUCAAUAUUGGCAGACAGCAGACAGACAAGUCAAUGGAGAAUUCUGACAUAUCAAAAAAUGUGUUUAAAGGAUUCAAGGGAACAUAUAAUGAGCUGAUAUGUCAGGAUGAUUUCAGCACAGAUGGACAUCCUCUCCAUAACAGACAAGACCAACAACAAGUGUUCAUGUUCAUGGUGAGAGAUGGGCAGAGUUUUCGAUUCUACCGAUUGGUUGCAGUGAGUCUGGGCAUGCUCAGUGCUCUUCUACUGGUCGUUGACAUUGGUCUGGGGGUCCAAUACAGCAAAGUCAGUGAGAAGUAUGGUCCACUAUAUCAGAACUUGACACAUAUCAGCAGUGAGCUGGAGCAACUCAGAGCCACCCACAGUAAUAUGAUCCAUGCCAAAGAGGAGGUCCUGACAGGUUGCAACCUGGUCUCAGAGCAUUUCAUACUAUUCUGUAUGUAAAUCUGAAACAUCCCAUAUAGUUUGAUAUGUUACAUUUCGUAUGGUAUUGUAAUGACCUAACUAGAUCAUAAAGGAACAAUUGUCCAGACAGAGGAUUGAGUUUAAGAAUUUACGGUUUAUUAACCCAACUUCACACAGGCUACUGUUUGGCCGUAGCCCACGCCAAAUAAACGAAGGAUACCCCUAUAAAACAACCGUGACCUUCUCUUGUGAAGGCCAGACGUAAGAGAGAGAACAAUGGCUAAACCCGGUCUUAACUUCCAAUGCUCCAUCCCCUGCCCAACCCCCCUGCACGCCACUCCGCCAACCACCAGGACGCCCGGUAUCAGAACAUUCCAGGCAUUCCUGUGAUUGGCAGAUAGCAAGUUGAUUGGCAUGGCGGACCCUGCGAACACUGUGCUGGUACAGAAUACAAAAUGCUCUGAGACCAGGUUGCGAGAGCUCCAAAAGGUGAACAAAACCAGCAGGCAGCUAGGGAGUGCCAAACACACCGGCAUGGAGUUACAGAGGCAGGUUGAAAGCCUUCAGGAACAGGUGGCAUUGCAGUCCAGCGCCACUGAAGUUGGCAUUCAUAAGUUGAUGCACACAGUGCAGUUUAACUCCGAACCCAUGCACAUAAAAGGGUUCUGGAUAGGACUGAAGGAGGAAGAGGAUACAGAGGGGACCUGGACAUGGCUUGAUGGGACUGAUCUGACUCAGGGGUACUGGGAAGAUGGAGAGCCCAAUGACCACUAUGGAAUGGAGGACUUUGCGGCCAUCAAAAUAAAUCCCAUGAAGUUCUGGAAUGAUGCUACUUGUACAAGUGAAAUGCAAUCAAGGAAGGCUUAGAAAAUGUCCAUUAUUUCAUUAAGGAAAUACAUACAUUGAAAAUAAUAGGCAUUGGAAUCAAAUGUAAAUUGAAGUUGUACAUAGCAUAAGAUUGUAUCUGUUGAAAUAAAUUGUCAUAUUGUAAAGUUAAACACAUAGAAAUUAAUAUGAGUUCUGUAUCUUUUUGAUUGUAACGAGUAAUCAAUCAAAAACAAACAAGACAGACUACAAAUUGUUGUCACAUCUGCUCCUGCCACGUCCUCUAGUGCUCAUCCGGUGUCUCCUUGACCUGCCGCCACUCCCCCAGUGCUCUCUCCCUGUGUGUGAUUGUGUGGGCGGAGACAGGUGUGCUGGAGUCAGAGCAGAUCCCCACCAGCUGCAACCUGUUUCAUAAUCAAGACCUCUACAAAUACUCAGUCCUGCCUCUUCCUCACUGCCAGAUCCUAAUCUCUGUUAAUUCUGCCUGCUCUGACUCUGGUCCCUGUCUCCAGUCCAACGUCUCGUCAUCCUGCUACUCUGUCCUGGAUUCCCCACUCUACUACUCCCUUGGAUUCCCCACUGGACCUGCUCACCCUGUCUCAAACCCUCUCGCUCCAGCCUCAGCAUUUGGUUUCCAGCAACCUGCCCGAGCUUCCCCUGACCUGCACUCCAUCUCCCCGUGUUUCAAUAAAUACCCUGGUUACUUCA
Molecule: messenger RNA, 2039 nt
Organism: Salmo salar (Atlantic salmon)
Lineage: Eukaryota; Metazoa; Chordata; Actinopteri; Salmoniformes; Salmonidae
Product: CD209 antigen-like protein C
Source: RefSeq, a predicted model, not a curated record